Camelina sativa (false flax) is the source of this 941-nucleotide messenger RNA. RefSeq lists its product as uncharacterized. The record is from RefSeq and is a predicted model, not a curated record. Lineage: Eukaryota; Viridiplantae; Streptophyta; Magnoliopsida; Brassicales; Brassicaceae.
CCUAUGUGGUUGAAUUUAUUUAUCAAUAUAGUUUACAUAAUUAUAUGACAUACAGUAUACCGUGUUAUGACAGAACAUCUAAGAUAAUAAUUACGACACCAAUAAAAAUAAAAAUUUCAAAACCUCACUUACACAUUGCAAAUGCUCCGGCGCAUAAAUCGCUCCUCUCAUGUGCUCUCUCUCUCUCUUUCUGUCUCCUUCUCGAUUGUAUAUAUAUACCAAUACAACCCUCACCAUCUCAUGUCUCUAAUAUUUAUCUUAUAUCAUACACAUUUGACAUAUCAAUGGGAAAUUGCCUUGACAAUGGCCUCGCUGGAGAAGAGGUAGACGAUCUAAUUGAGCCUGAGCCGCCGGUUAAGUUAUUGGAAGAAGGCAAAGCGAGUAUCAGUGGGAAAGAAGAAAGUGAAAGAUCAACGGAAGGAUCAGAAUCUAAGGUGGUAAGGAUAAAAGUUACGGUGACAAAAGAAGAACUUAGACAAAUCUUGGGUCACAAGAAAGGUAUCAACUCCAUUCAACACUUAGUUCAUGUUCUCAAAGAUAGUGGCAGAAACAUCUCCAGGGCUGAUGAAGAAGAGGAACCAAGUGAUGAAAAUUGGAGGCCUUCGUUAGAAAGCAUUCCAGAGAGUGAGAAUCAUUAUUGAAAUUUAUCAUACAUUUAACUAAUAAUCCAAUUUCUCCAGUACUUUUUGACUUUUUUUUUCCAAGAUGACUUUUUAUUUUGUUGUCUGAUUGGUACUUUUUAACCAAUGUUGUCUCAUAAACAUUUUGGUUUUUUCUUUUCUCCUUUUUAGUUUUCUUAUAUUGUCUGUUUCUUCCCGACGAUAUUUGGUGGUGCUUUGUGUUUUUGUUAGAGCACUAAUUAGCUAUUACAUGUCAUUGUGUGCUGUAUUUUGUAAAAGUAUAAUAGAUAUUAUGUGGUUGAAAAAUCAGAAUCUUUUAUA